Molecule: messenger RNA, 1611 nt
Organism: Thyridium curvatum
Lineage: Eukaryota; Fungi; Ascomycota; Sordariomycetes; Thyridiales; Thyridiaceae
Exons: 1
Coding region: 1-1611 (536 amino acids)
Biological process (GO): mRNA splicing, via spliceosome
Cellular component (GO): catalytic step 2 spliceosome
Molecular function (GO): mRNA binding; protein binding
Source: RefSeq, a predicted model, not a curated record
AUGGCAGGCUUCGGCGAUUACCCGCCAGACAUGGCGCCCCAGGACGCGCUCAUCGUCAGGUCCCAGGCCGAGCCGGACCACGCCGUCGUCCCCUACAGUGGUGAAGACCUCGCCCGGCCCAGGCUGGGCCCCGCGAACCCGUUCCGCGACGAGACGGCACAGGCCACGCUGAAGCGCAAGAACGUCAUGACGGGACACGCCGAGGAGACCUUCAUCAGUGAGCACACGUUUCGCAGCAAGCACCGGGCCGUCGAGGGCCGGGGCGGGCCGGAGCGCGCCGCGCUCACGAGCAAGCAGAUCAAGGAGGAAGCUAAGAGGCUGCGCGCGACGAGAGAGGGCAAGGGCGACGCCCUGGUCGCGGACGGUGACGGCGCGUACGUGGGGCCCUGGGCCAGGUACAGGCGGCCCGAGUACGAAGAGGUCGAGGAGGGCGCCGAGCUGGCCAGCGACGAGGAGUACGAGAUUGUCGAGGAGGACGAAGAGGAGGACGACGUCGUCCAGAGCGGCACGGUGCUCUCGGCGCCGGCGCCGGCACUGGCGAGGAGGAAAGAGGUCGAGGACCUAGGCGACGAGACGACCACCUUCCACGGGGCGGAGGAGUACGACUACCAGGGACGGACAUACAUGCACGUGCCGCAGGACUUGGGCAUCGACCUGCGCAAGGAGCCCGGCAGCGUCACAAACUACAUUCCCAAGAAGCUGGUGCACACGUGGAAGGGCCAUACGAACCCCGUUACGGCGCUGCGCUUCUUCCCCAACUCUGGCCACCUGAUGCUGUCGGCGUCGGCGGAUACGACGGUCAAGAUCUGGGAUUGUUACCACGAGCGCGAGCUGCUGCGGACCUUUUCGGGCCACUCCAAGGCCGUCUCGGACAUCAGCUUCAACAUCGACGGCACGCGCUUCAUCUCGGGCUCGUACGACCGCAUGAUGAAGCUCUGGGACACGGAGACGGGCGCGUGCGUGUCGCGGUUCACGACGGGCAAGACGCCGCACUGCCUCGUCUUCAACCCGUCGGCCGAGAACAGCCACGAGUUCCUGGCGGGCAUGUCAGACAAGAAGAUUGUCCAGUUCGACACGCGAGCCGGCAACGAGCCCGUGCAGGAGUACGAGCACCACCUGGCGGCCAUCAACACCAUCGUCUUUGUCGACGACAACCGGCGCUUCAUGACUACGUCGGACGACAAGUCGCUGCGCGCCUGGGACUACGGCAUCCCCGUGCCCAUCAAGUACAUCGCCGAGUCGUGGAUGUUCCCCAUGACGCGCGUCGCGCCGCACCCCUCGGGCAAGUACGUCGCCUACCAGAGCUCCGACAACCAGAUCCUCGUCUACUCGGCCACCGACAAGUUCCGCCAGCACCGCAAGAAGUCCUUCCGCGGCCACCACAACGCCGGCACGGCCAUCGACGUCAGCGUCUCGCCCGACGGCCAGUUCGUCAGCAGCGGCGACUCGGCCGGCUGGGUGUGCUUCUGGGACUGGAAGACGUGCAAGAUGUACGACAAGAUCCAGGCCGACAAGAGCGGCGGGGCCGUGACGUGCGUGCAGUGGCACCCGCAGGAGACGAGCAAGGUGGCGACGGCGGGCGCGCAGGGCGACAUCAGGUACUGGGAUUAA